Scleropages formosus (Asian bonytongue) is the source of this 2932-nucleotide messenger RNA. RefSeq names its product arf-GAP with dual PH domain-containing protein 1. The transcript is spliced from 12 exons. Gene Ontology annotation, cellular component: cytoplasm; plasma membrane; intracellular membrane-bounded organelle. The coding region runs from base 182 to 1327 and encodes 381 amino acids. The record is from RefSeq and is a predicted model, not a curated record. NCBI's taxonomy places the organism in Eukaryota, Metazoa, Chordata, Actinopteri, Osteoglossiformes, Osteoglossidae. Gene Ontology annotation, biological process: positive regulation of GTPase activity. Gene Ontology annotation, molecular function: phosphatidylinositol-3,4,5-trisphosphate binding; phosphatidylinositol bisphosphate binding; GTPase activator activity.
UCGAUUGUCCCCAGACGGGAGCGCGCGCACCUGUGCGAGCGAGGGUACUUAGUUUAAGCUGGCCGAAGCCAGGAGGGCGUAGCAUCGAAAAAUGUAGACCGGCUGAACGGCGCGUGGAGCUACAGGCGUCCAGUUACAGCUGUGCACGCACCGCGCCUAGCUAGCAGCAGGCUGCGCGAGGAUGACGGUGAACGAGAGGGCGACGCGCGCUCUGAAGGAGAUCCUGCAGAAGCCCGGCAACGACACGUGCGCGGAUUGCGGCGCCCCCGAUCCUGAGUGGGGCUCCUGUUCCCUGGGGGUCUUCAUUUGCCUGGGCUGCUCCGGAAUUCACCGGAACCUUCCCAAUGUGGGCAAGGUCAAGUCUGUGACGCUGUCGCGCUGGGAAGACUCUGAAGUGAAGUUCAUGGCAGAGAACGGAAAUAAAACCAUGAAGGCCAAGUAUGAGGCCGUGGUUCCCGUCUACUACUACAAACCCUCGCACAAAGACUGCCAGGUACUGAGGGAGCAGUGGAUCAGGGCCAAAUAUGAGAGGAAGGAGUUCACGGAGGAGUUUGUCGAGACGGGAGGGAAGCUGCCCUAUGAACAGGAGAUGCGGGAGGGCCAGCUCAUGAAGAGGGGCCGCGACAACGGGCAGUUCUUGAGCCGGAGGUUUGUCCUCUUUGAGCGAGACGGCACGCUGAAGUACUACACCAAGCAUGACUCCAAGGUACCUAAGGCAGUGAUCAAGGUGGACACCAUCAAUGCCACUUUCCAGCCGGAGAAGAUCGGGAACCCUAAUGGGCUCCAGAUCACCUACCGCAAGGAUUACUGCACCCGCAACAUCUUCCUCUACCACGAGAGCAGUAAGGAGAUAGUGGACUGGUUCAACUCCGUCCGAGCUGUGCAGUUCCACUACAUGAAAGUGGCUUUCCCAGGAGCCUCUGAUGCUGAGCUGAAGCCCAGACUGACCAGAAAUUUUCUGAAGGAAGGGUACAUGGAGAAGACAGGCCCGAGGCAAACAGAAGGCUUCAAGAAGAGGUGGUUCACUUUGGACCGCCGACUUCUGAUGUACUUCAAGGACCCUUUGGAUGCCUUCGCCAAAGGGGAAGUGUAUCUGGGUCACCGCGACCUGGGCUACAGUGCCAAGGCCGGCCUGCCAGCGGGCACCCACUGCAACGGUGCAUGGCAGCACGGCAUCACUAUCGAGACACCCGAUCGCAACUUCCUGUUCACCUGCGAGUCGGAGGCCGAGCAGCAGGACUGGCUGACCCACUUCAACGCAGUCAUCGCCACGUCCAUGUCUCCACAGGAGUACUCCAUGGAGGCUCUUUUUAAGCGCAAACACUGACUGACAUGAACACUACUGCCGGUCGGACAUCCAGCACCAAACAGAUCCUGGCAGGGGACCUUCAUUGCUGCUCUUCCACCAAACUGGCCAUGUGGUGCGAGGGUCCCUCUCUAUGUUUACUGCAUUUCAGCAGAAUAGCUUUAAAAGUGACACAACCUGAAAUCUGCCAUUGAGAGUUAUGGACUGUUGCUGUACAGUAGCAUGUAUUAAUGUUUUAAAGAAAAUCCUUUUUCAUGGGAUGACAGUACUGUGUGUCAAAAUACUUGUACACUAAUUCAUUUUGUAUUUUACUGCAUCAUAAUUGUAAGCCAUGACAUUAAAUUAAUUACAUUCAAUUAAAAUAUUUUACAAUAUGGAAUGGCAGUACCACUCAUUAUUACAAAUUUAGUUUUCUCUGGUGUUGUUUAGGAAACAGUUUUCGAAUUUUUAGUUACAAAGAUGUCCUAGUUCCCAUCUUCUCAGUACCAUGUGGUCAAUGUGAUCCAACAUCAGUUCCUUCAGCACUUCUGACACCUACUGGCAGAUAGCAGUACUACAGCAUGGUAAUAUAGAUGACGGAGCCAUUUAACUUCAAACAGGAGGGCAUGUGAUAAUUUAAGAAUUUAGCUGUAUGGCUAAAUUAUAGUAAAGCCCAUUAGAUGCUUAAAAACCGCUGGGAACAAAAACAGCCUUAUUUAAUAGUGACCUGGUGCCCCAACAUAAAUCACACCAAUGAGCCAAAUAUAAUGGCGCUGACUACCAUUAAUGACAUUUGUUGAGCCCCUGUACCUGGCAAGUGGUUAAAAUUUUGGACCCUAUGUAAUAUUAAAAGCAAAACUAGCCAAAAUGAAGAUGUCACUUCCAUCACCACAUGAGUAUUAACUCAUGAGUGAAACCACCAAAUAGCCACCGUAUGUGGAUGCAAAUAUGGAUGUAAGUGGUGGUGUAUUUCUGCUGUGGUCCAUUAUGAACUUUUUCAUAACUAUUGAUUUAUACUUAUUUUUAAUUUGGGGCGUUUAAUUCACUGCAUGGCAUUCCAUGUUAAAUGUUUGAUUCUGGAUAGAUGGUGUGUGUUUGCAAACUGGAGAGUCUUUAAAAACAACAUGGAGUUCCCUUCCUAUCCUACAUUGCUCUGUCCAGCUUGGCUGCCUUUGUCAUUAAGACCUGCUAUCACAAGGAAAUGCCUCAAAUGUCACCUGUCCAGUCGUCUGUCUGGUUUGAUUUGGGUUUUGCACAGCUGAAUGUUAUUUGUUAUAAAUGACAGAACUGUACUCUACUGCAUUGUUUAAUACUGUACAUUUUAGUAUAAAUCCUACAACUGCCUAUUAGAGCUGAACUCGUUUAGAAUGGUAAAAAGUUAAUCUGUUUCAUCUUGUUAAAUUGUCAUAAUGUCUGUUUAUUUUCUGUAGGAGGUUAUUUUCUAUAUAUAUUUUCACUGGUCCUAUAUAUCCACUAAUUAUGAACAUUAAAAUGAGGCUAUUUCGUAUCUUUAUGUUUUUAAAUUGCUGUAGGCCGGUGUUAUUGUCACUGGGACCUAUUCCGAGAAUACAGCUGCAGUGCAAUUUGCAUUUUGUUAAAAAAGGAAAGACAUGCAACUCAAUGUUAUCAGCAAUAAAACCAAGUUGG